Messenger RNA from Sceloporus undulatus (fence lizard), 1368 nucleotides. It is a transcript of the gene RNF170, whose product is annotated as ring finger protein 170. The record is from RefSeq and is a predicted model, not a curated record. Lineage: Eukaryota; Metazoa; Chordata; Lepidosauria; Squamata; Phrynosomatidae. Gene Ontology annotation, molecular function: ubiquitin protein ligase activity. The transcript has 8 exons. Bases 124 to 894 code for a protein of 256 amino acids.
GAGUGUGACUCAUCCCAAGAGCACAUCCAGAAUUCCCUAGUGUGCAAAACAUUUCCUGUGGGUUGGAAGAAAGUUGUCUGAUGACAUGGUGCUGAGUCUUCUCAAUUCCAGCUGAGCUCUGGAAUGGCCAGCCAGAAAACAGAGGUUCAGAGUGUGAUACUAUAUAAUGAUUCAAUGAUAGAAGGAAUAAGUGACCAGGUGCUGCUGGCAGUAGUGCUCAGCUUCACAUUCAUUGCUGCACUGGCGUAUAUGCUUUUAAGAAAUGGGCAUCCAGAUAUUCAUCCAGACAAUCAGGAGCUUGUAAGAGCAGUUAGACAACAAAUACAAUCAGAACAGGAGAAUGCAGUUGAUGACAGGCAGCGUUUCUACACUGAUAUGUCCUGCCCAGUAUGUCUACAACAGGCUACAUUUCCUACUGAAACAAACUGUGGGCAUCUUUUCUGUGGUCCCUGCAUUAUUGCAUAUUGGAGAUGUGGAUCAUGGCUAGGUGCGAUACAUUGCCCCAUCUGCAGACAGACGGUAACUUUAUUUUUACCACUCUUCAAUGAGGGGCAAGAGGAUGCAGUACAGGUGCUUCAGGAUGUCAGUGAUUACAACAGAAGAUUCUCAGGACAGCCAAGAUCAAUUAUGGAAAGGAUUAUGGAUUUGCCCACACUAUUGCGUCAUGCAUUCAGAGAAAUGUUUUCCGUUGGAGGUCUUUUCUGGAUGUUCCGCAUCAGAAUAUUCCUCUGUCUUCUGGGAGCUUUGUUGUAUUUGGCAUCUCCCCUGGAUUUUCUACCUGAAGCCCUGUUUGGAAUUCUGGGAUUUUUAGAUGAUUUCUUUGUGGUCUUUGUGUUACUCAUAUAUAUAUCUAUCAUGUACCGAGAGGUUGUAACUCAGAGGCUGAAUAGAUGAAGACAAGUUUCAGUGACUAAUAUUCAGGACCAUUAAGGAGGAUGCUUCAUUAAAUGAGCCACUAUGAAGAAAAGCAUCUUGACACACUUUCAGUUUCUGCUGUUCAAUAGCUUCUAGCCAAACAUCUUAUGCAAGCAUGAAGAAUUGAAAUCAUGAUAAUUAGUGAACUGGAAUUUAAGUGUGUGUUAUAUAAAAGAGAUUUAAUUCAAGAUAUAAUACAUGCCUUCAUAUGUUUACAACAGAUGGAUACUUGUAUGUUAUUCAAGGUGCCAUUAGUUAUGAAAGGGAUUUUGCUGGGAAAUGUUUAACAAAAAAAAAGUAUUUGAAUGAGCUGGAUAUAUACUUAAGGCACUGUUCAAUGUAUAAUUUCAUAUUGAGUGUACACUUUAAAAGACUGUUUCAUGUUUCACUAUGGGUGUGGGGGGAUUAUUUGUUUUUUAAUAAAAUAGUUCAUCAUCUCUAAAGAACAGCUAA